GACAUUUCAAUCAAAAUGCUAAUUCCUACAGGAAAGAGUCAAAAACCACAUUCGGCAAAGAAAAAGUUCUCAAAAUUAUUCAGCAGAAGAGUUGAAUGCGACGCAGAAGAGGUAGUGGUAAUGAAAGAUAACAAAAAAAUGCCAACAACUGCUUCCAAACAAAAACGACCCGCACCAAAACCACCAGAAUCAAAAGAAACGCCGCCAAUUGUACCAGAAGAGAGUGCAACCUGUUCACGACAAGCGAUAACAACUAAACAAGCCGAAACAAUUUCACGAACAAGUGAAACGACAAAGCAAACAGAAAAUUUUGAAUAUAAAGCACCCACCACAAGCGACGCAGCACUUCUGAGGGGUGAACAAACGAUAAAGCAAGAACAUGAAGAUCACCGUGAAUUCAUUGAGCAUCUCUUCUCAGCGGUCACCAGUAAUAGCGGCAGCGAAGUAAUGAGAACCGCAGUAGGCGACGAGGUAAUCGACGCAACAGAUGAUGAGCGAGAAUCUUUAGAUUAUGACGAUGAAGACGCAGGCGAUCACGCAGCCGAGUUUGAUAAUACAACAAUAACAACAACGCCAACAGCAAACAAUGAUAGAAGCGACGGAUCGGCGGUAACGACAACGAAAUCAACGAAUGUAAAACGGGUUAAAACGUCAACAAGAAGUGUUAUUAACAGUGACAGCAACGCAGGGCAAUCGAUUAAUGUCAUUGCUGCUGGUAAUUGUGGUUUAACAAAGCCACAAAGGUACACAAAUCAUAGGGAGAAGGGAAAAGGUGAAAUUAAUGAACCAGUGGAUCAAUGCGUUGACAGUGGAAAAUCUGUUGAAUUCAAUUCAAAAAGCGCAGAGAAUGUGAAAAAAGUGUGCGUUCGUAAGUUUGUCGUACAAACGGAAUCGUGGAAAACGGCGAAUGCCAUAAAACGUGUUGAAGUUCAAUAUCGAGAGCAAACAAAAGAACAAAAGGUAACCGAAGGAGAAGAAGAAGAAGAAAGUGAAUACAAUAAGCCGGUGGGAGCUGAACGUGCAAGGGCACGCAAAGAAGCCACAGAAGCACUUGAUGAAGGGGAAGUUUAUGAUGAGUUCAACAAUAUGCUUGUCUCCACUGGUCGCCAUAUUACAGGGCAACAACAACCACAACAACAACAACAACAACAACAACAACAAAACUACGAUAUUGUUCUACUUAAGGAAUUGUCAACAAGUUCUGAUUCACUCUUUACAGACCCCAUAUCACCGCGUAGCAUUGGCGAGCAACAACAGCAACAGCAUUUAUCAGCCAACGCAAAUGAAUUGGACAAAUAUACACACAAUCGCACACACAACCGUUUGGCAGCACGCGGUCUCAACGAUCUACCAACACUUAUCAAAGACCGACCGAUUAGCGAGAUCAGCAUAACAUCAGCCGAUACUUCGGGUAUUUUAUCACCGACAACAGCACGUGCUGUGCACGAACUACAACGUCGACAUCGUGCCGAUAAGGUAGCACAUUUGUCCGUCUCACAAACAACAUACUUGGAGUUGGUGCCUGAUACGAGUCCGGAACUCGAGUCGGAUAGUCCUGAUGAACAAAUGGCUUUGCAGUUGGGUAAGAAAUUGGCACAGGUGCUGAGUAGUAGCGGUAGCAGUGGCAGUGCGGCGACCGUAACGCCACAAGAUGGUGGCGCAGUUGUUGCGUCGCCGGGCAGUGGCGCGGACAUCUUCAGUAACAUAGCGAAGACUAAGAAGAUUGAGCUGCAAAAUCUGUCGUCGAUGCUGGGUACAGCGGCGACACCACCACCACCAGCGGCAGCUAAGGAGGAGAGCACAGAUGCCAAUACUGUGAACAACAAACAGUUGCCGCCUUCAACAGAAACUCAAUCAACCGUUAUAAUUUCGUUUAAAUCAUCGCAAACACCUGUUCAGUCUCAGUCUCAGCAACAGCUACAGCUCCAGCAAUCGCCAGCACCAACAACACCGCCACCCCCAGCAGCAACGUUGCGAUCGAAACGGGAAACCGCUUGCGUGUCUACCCCAACCGCGGCGGCAAGCUUCGCAACACCAACAACAACAGCAACAGCAUCGGAAGUUGCUGCAUCAACGCCUACUACUGCUACCGAAACAGCCGCCGCCGCCGCAGCAACACCUUUGACACCCGCCACACCGACAACGACACUUAGCAACAAUGUGCUCAAAAGAGUCGCUACAUUUACGGCUGAAAAGGCAGCAGCAACAGCAGCCGCCAACGCUAUUAACGCCAAUGGGAACGGAAGUGCGAGUGCCGCAGGCAUGACCGCGCAUUCGGAGUAUAUCAGCGGCUGUCGCCGUUUAUCUUAUGUGCCGGAGAAGUUAAGCUUCGCUGCGUACGAAAAGUUUGAAGGUCAAAUGCUCAUGAAGUGGCUCAUCUCAUCCCUACAACAAUCGGGCAAUAAUCUCAGUGAACAAGACUUGAAUAAUCUAACAAUACAGUAUUGUAACAAUCUAAUAAAUGUGGGUGUGUUAAAGCAGAUCUCCGAGGAAACGGAUAUUAAAAACUUUAGUCCUUAUUAUAUGUACCAGUGGACGCAUACCGAGGCGCCAACCACUUCUGUACCACUCACACCCGGUCGACUGGACACGGUUGCAGUAUGGCCGCAUUGCAGCACACCAAGCACGGUUGCGCGGAUACCGAAGGGCGUACAAGUGGACACCACAGCCGAUCUCAUAUUUCAGCAGAAUCUCCGCAAGCGUUUGCUGGCAUGCGGCAACCUAACCGAAGUACAUGCUGUGGUAAAUGAGCUGCUUGCCGUUGGCGAAAUGGCACGGCGUCCAUCUAAGCGUUGCAUUGAGUUAACAGAUUUAUUGAAUGCCAGCGAAGCGACCAUUUACGAAUGUGAAAAGCCCAGUGCGUUAGACAAGAUUGCAACAACUUAUACAGCCAGUUCGACAGUGAAAGAUGCAGAUAUACAGACGACACAAAUAAUAGAGACGGGUACAACAACAUGUCCUGCUUGUGCGGCAAAAACGAGGGAAACCACUGAUCAGGCAAUACAAACCGAGAUGGAGGCAGUAGCGAAAGCGCCCAAGGCACCACCGCCUCCACCACCACCAUUUGAUGCUGGUAUAAGUCCGUCGGCUGCACCGCCACCACCACCACCACCUCCGCCUGCACCUCCUGCCCCAUCAGCACCUGCGCCGCCACCACCACCGCCUCCACCUGGCAUGUGUGCACCAGCGCCUCCACCACCGCCACCACCACCUGCGCUGGCUGGUCCAGCAGCAGCACCACCACCACCAGGUCCGCCACCACCACCACCACCUUCGCUUCCGCCGCUCAAUGUUUCAGCUGUACCCCCGCCUCCCCCGCCCGGUGCACCAAAGCCACCCUCUUCCGCUACGCCUGCGCCACUGCCAAAUCCAACGGAGGGCUCAUGGUUCCAUACCACAAAUACUCUUCGAAAGACUGCCGUUAACCCGCCAAAACCUAUGAAACCCCUCUACUGGACACGCAUAGUUACGCCCGCGCCGUUACCAAGACCCCCACCACCACAAUCCAGCACUGAGUCUAGCGGUAGUGGAAGCUCACCGGAAGAUGCCGUAGACUCAGCUGCGCCGAAAGAAAUUUGGCAAGAAAUCGAAGAAACCAAACUCGAUAAUAUCGACGAAUUUACUGAGCUAUUUUCUCGGCAGGCGGUGGUGCCCGUCAGCAAACCGAAAGAGAAAAAAGAGGCGCGCGUAAAGACAAUGAAAGUCUUAGAUAGCAAGCGUUCACAGAACGUCGGUAUUGUGUCGCGUAGUCUACACGUUGAUUUCUGUGAGAUUGAGCAUGCCAUUUACCAUGUGGACACAUCGGUGGUGAGCUUGGAAACAUUACAACAGAUUAUCAACGUCAAAGCGACCAAUGAGGAGUUGGAAUUGAUUAAGGAGGCAGCACAAAGUGACAUUCCCUUGGAUUAUCCAGAACAAUUUCUACUCAGAAUCUCACAGAUCUCAAUGUCAACGGAACGCAUAUCAUGCAUUGUCUUCCAAGCUGAAUUUGAUGAGGCCGCUACGGUAAUUGCACGAAAACUGGAAGUUGUUACACAACUAUCACAGUACUUGAUCGAGAGUGAAGACUUGAAGCUAGUAUUUGCUAUAAUACUCACACUGGGAAAUUACAUGAACGGUGGAAACCGUCAGCGCGGUCAAGCGGACGGCUUUACAUUGGAGAUCUUGGGUAAACUCAAAGACGUCAAAUCGAAAGAAUCUCAAACCACACUGUUGCACUUCAUCGUACGUACCUACAUCAGUAGGCGACGAAAAGAGGGCAUUCAGUUGUUGGAGAUGACGCUACCCAUACCAGAACCUUCGGACGUGGAGCGAGCGGCGCAAGUAGAUUUCGAUGAAGUUAAACUGCAAAUAAUGGAGCUGCAUAAGAAAUUGAAAGCCAACAAGAAAACAACGGAACGCGUAGUGCUCGCCUCAACACCCAACACUUUGGAACCAUUCAAGUCGAAAAUGGAGGAGUUUAUUGAGAGCGCAACGAAAACGAUUGAUAAACUGUACAUAGACUUGGAUGAAUCUCGCGAAACAUUCAUCGAGACAAUGCGUUUCUAUCACUUCACACCCAAAUCACGCGCGCUGGAGCAAUGUACACCCGAUCAGUUCUUCGAGUAUUGGACGAAUUUCACAAAUGACUUUAAGGACAUUUGGAAGAAGGAGAUAGCCACAUUAUAUGAUGACUUGUUACGCAAGUCGAAACAAAUUCAGACACAAUCUCGUAAAAGUGUGAAAACUACAAAAGUAAAGCCAGGCGGCCUUAAGGAGCGUAUCUUACGAUUGAGUAAAAAAUAAAUUACAGCUUAUCAACACAAUUUUUAUUAAUUAU
This is a messenger RNA of Ceratitis capitata (Mediterranean fruit fly), 4819 nucleotides long. It is a transcript of the gene capu, whose product is annotated as protein cappuccino. The transcript has 9 exons. Gene Ontology annotation, molecular function: actin filament binding; microtubule binding. Gene Ontology annotation, cellular component: cytoplasm; actin filament; cytoskeleton. The coding region runs from base 16 to 4785 and encodes 1589 amino acids. The record is from RefSeq and is a predicted model, not a curated record. Lineage: Eukaryota; Metazoa; Arthropoda; Insecta; Diptera; Tephritidae. Gene Ontology annotation, biological process: cortical actin cytoskeleton organization; actin filament network formation; actin nucleation.